Molecule: messenger RNA, 2227 nt
Organism: Spodoptera litura
Lineage: Eukaryota; Metazoa; Arthropoda; Insecta; Lepidoptera; Noctuidae
Source: RefSeq, a predicted model, not a curated record
UACACAAGAACAGUUAAUUUUAAAUUGCAUUGAAAAGAAUAAAAUUUAAAUAUUAUCGUCGGACUUGCGUACGACAGGGAAACUUAUUUACAUUUAUAGUGGGAUUUACUUAAGUUUUCGAAAACAUAUUUAUAUAGAUAACAAAAUGUUCAGCGCUAAUAAAAACUCGUAUCUUCAGCUGCAGACGUCUGUGAACCCAACACUAGUCAACAAAGCGGUGCGUCGUGCGAUGCGGAAAACUCAAUUUGAUCCUCAUGAUGAAACCCCCACUGCCCAAAGAAUGACGUCGAUGCAGCCAUCACUGUUCGGUCCCUGUACCGACAUCACGAGGGCAACCUUGGGCUUCGAACGUCUGGGGUUGCGUCACAUCAAUAGAGACAUCAACUCUGAAGACAACUUCAUCAAGCUGCGAGCUAUACAUUCUUUGCUGGAUCACGUACAAAUAUCCGAGAACGCUAUGUUCCUUGUGAACUUGAAUGCGACAAACAAGCUUAUAGAUCUGCUGCCAGACCAGGACCCCAUCGUCCGGGAGAAGGUGUGUCUCAUCCUCACGAUACUCGGCAACUACUACCAAGCCAGGGCCCGCAUCAUGGCCAAGCCAAUCGUCAUAAAUCAUCUCAUGUUUCUAUUCAUGAGAGACCGCAAAGAAAUCCGCUACGCUGCAGCGCGUUGUCUCAAAACCCUCGCCCGAUCAGAAGCAGAAACUAUUAUAAAAAACGAAAAAGUAGUCGAGAACCUCAUCAAAAUGAUUAAACACGAUCACGAAGGUAUUGUUCUGAUACAUUUGGAGACAUUAACGCACUUGGCUGAAUGGAACCCUGAGAAGCCGUUGAAAGCUAACGCGUUUAAAGUCAUGCUCAAGUUGAUAUUAUAUCAAGAGGACAGGAUCACAGAGGCAGCCAUCAACUGUCUGGUGCACCUUUGCAAACACGUGGUGGGUCAGAAACUAGCGGACAAGUACGACCUGACACGGUUCCUGAUACCGUACGUAGACUCUGACAACGUUAAUAUCAUCAUCAGUACCCUAGGGUUGAUGGCGUACACUACAGUAACGACGAGAGCUAAAUGGCGGGCGAAAGAGUUCAUAUACACUCUUAGCAGACGCUUAGUAUACUUAUGCAUAGUGCACGACAUCCCAGCGCUGCAACUGCGAGCGAUGCAGGUUCUGAUCAACAUGUGCGACAGCCCUGAUGUCAGGGGGUUUAUGAAGGGCAAUUUAGUCAAGUACAUUGAAGAAGGGAUAAAGAUCCGUACUCCUGAGCAGUGGGACGGUAGCACGGAGCCGAGGAAGUACGGCCUGGACGUCUCACAUAACUACAGGACGAGGUACAUUGAUGGUACGGAGACUGUGAAGAAUGAUAAAGGAGAUUACGUUGACUCUGUCACUGUGCCCAACUAUUUACAACGUGUCAGAGAUACUAAAGAACAUUUGUUGAAAGCAAUGGAUUUGAAACCUUAUGGGUCUUCUGGAUAAGGUGGGAAAUCGAACACUCUACUUACUCUCACUUGAACAUAUACAUCAUAUUCUACAGAAUAUAACUAAUUCGAUUCGAUUGAUCGAUCGAUAACGAAGCAGAUCGAUACAGAAUAUAACUAGUUCGAUUGUAAUCGAACGUCUGAGUAAACAGGGUUACCGCAAAUAUAAUUGAUACUCGAUUGUUUUAAUAAUAAUAAGCAUUUAUUCCAUAAAUCAUGUGAAUUACAAUAUUUGAGCUAGACAUUUUGGUUUUUAUUUUUAUUUUUAACACAUUUUUGUGCCUCGUGACGUACUUAAAGCUACAUUCAGUCGGAGAGACUAAAUAAUAAGUUAUUAUCUACAGUUACAGGAGUUUAUCGAUGUUUUAUCGAUACUAGUGGUGUACAUAUUACAGGUCGUAAUAAAAGUGCAGUAUAAAUCAGAAUGACGAUGAAUGAUGAAUGAAAAUGUUAUUAAUAUUACUACAAUAAUAUACAAUAUAAACUAAAUUAUUAUACACACACGUUAUUCAUUGGUAAACGUUUCAAUUAUCGACAAGCAAAAUCACAAUUUUCACUCAAACAAUUUGCGAGGGAUUCUCAUCUUUAUGUAUCAACAGAAGACAUAUAAUGGCACUUAUUAUUUAAGUUUUCGCUUAGUUUAUUAUAACCAAAAACAGUAUAAUCAACUUGGUUUGAAUUUUUGGUUUAAAUAUUUGCAAAAACAACUUAUUCAUUAAUUUUUGAUCAAAUAAAAAGACAAAACAAUUCU